Molecule: messenger RNA, 8323 nt
Organism: Plodia interpunctella (Indianmeal moth)
Lineage: Eukaryota; Metazoa; Arthropoda; Insecta; Lepidoptera; Pyralidae
Product: signal-induced proliferation-associated 1-like protein 1
Exons: 15
Coding region: 352-3744 (1130 amino acids)
Biological process (GO): regulation of small GTPase mediated signal transduction; activation of GTPase activity
Cellular component (GO): cytoplasm
Molecular function (GO): protein binding; GTPase activator activity
Source: RefSeq, a predicted model, not a curated record
UGUUUUAUUUUACUUUUGUCGCGGACUCUGUGGUUGAUUGACUUUGUAGUUUGCAAAAUUAUUUACUUGUAUUUUCUCUUUUUCUUACUCAUGUUAUUCGGCGGAAAACAAAUGUGUACUUUGUUUUUGUUAUUCAAAUUUUAAAUUAAAGUGCUCAAAUUUGGAUGUGACAUACUACGUAGUAAAAACUGUUUUAGUAGUCUCGUUUACGAGAUAGUGGCAUUUUACCCAGAGUCAAUAGUAAAUAUAUAAUUUGCAUACAGUUUAAACGAUUAGAACCCUAUAUUUGCCCCUAAGAGUUUAAAGGACAAAUCAAUAUGAUGAAUAUCUGUUGAAAUCAAAUACAAUGCCAUGUAUACUCCGAAUCAUACAAGGAAGGAAACCAGAGAUGUGAUGUACCGCAGUAACUCGAGCCUAGACCUAAUAUACGGCGACCAUCCGUCUGGUAAUGGUCUCCGUAGAGAAUAUGGUAGCCACGGCUCCAUCGACGUGAUUGGAGGAGCUUCAAAUGAACGGUUAUCAAUCAUGGUGCAUAAUUACAAUGGUGUGUCUGCUCCAGACAAAAGUCCGGGCCUAUCGCGGACAGAUCGGCUCUCAGACAUGCUUAACAGUGAUCAUGCUGACGGCCCAACACCUCGGGCCAGUGCCAGUCCUAAACCAAGGCUAAAAUUAAACAAACUAUGGGGCAGUGCCGUACCUGCUCUGUCCCGGCAUACAUUCGAUGAUAAGGCGCUAUCGGUGGUGGAAGCAGAGAUAUCUAAAAGGAAACAAUUUGCACAUUAUGAUUGCCAGUCACUCAUGGCAAACUUGAGUUAUGCAGCUGAGAUCCGUGGAGAGUUAUUAAGCCGUCGGAGAAACACAACAACUGGAGCAUCAGCAGCCGCUUUGGCAACGCGAGGUGUCACGCCUGGCGAAGAUUCUGUGAGAACUGUACCUGACAUGGGGGAUGGCCGUUCAAAUGAACUACUUGAAAGUUGUCCAUUCUUCAGAAAUGAACUUGGUGGUGAAGAAGAGAGAUGUGUAGCCUUAUGCUGGCGAACUGCUCGAGGGGCAAUACCGGGUCAAUCUGGUGGUUGGCACAGACCCCGAGCAGCUUAUGGCAUCUCAGUGCUGGAGUUUCCUCCUGGUCACACUCACUGGAGGAAUGGAUGCCCCUUCGGGAGAUCAUUGACACCCUUGCCAGUGGAAAGUCAAGACCUAGGAGCCUUGUACUAUAGAAAUUAUUUUUAUAACCAACCACACCAGAACUGGUUCGGCAUGGACGAGAACCUCGGGCCAAUAGCAGUUUCCAUCAAGAAAGAGCGGGUGGAGUUGCGGCGCGGUGGCGGCGAUGUCUCUGCGCCCGCGUCUCAACUCGCGUGGCAGUACAGACUAAUAAUACGCACGUCUGAGCUGAUCACUUUGCGAGGGUCCUUGCUUGAAGACGCCCUGCCCACCGCCAAGCCUAGCAACAACAGCGCUACUUAUAACACGAAAGAGGUGUUGGAAUAUGUCGCGCCAGAGUUACAAUACAGCUGUUUGAAACUGGGUAUUAAUAAUGGUGGUGCUGAAGAUCAACUCUUACGUCUUGACGAACAAUGUAUAACGAGGCAUUACAAAGUCGGAGUGAUGUAUUGCAAGAGCGGUCAGUCAACAGAAGAAGAAAUGUAUAACAACCAAGAAGCGGGUCCUGCUUUUGUUGAAUUCCUUCAAAUGCUUGGCCAGACAGUGCGGUUAAAAGAAUUUGAUAAGUACAAAGCUGGGCUGGAUAACAGAACAGAUUCAACGGGUUUAUACUCUGUGUACACGACACAUCAAGACUGCGAAAUUAUGUUUCAUGUUUCAACUAUGUUGCCGUACACACCGAACAAUAGGCAGCAGUUGUUACGGAAGCGACAUAUAGGAAAUGACAUAGUAACUAUAGUGUUCCAAGAGCCGGGUGCGGCUCCAUUUACUCCGAGGAACAUUCGAUCACAAUUCCAGCACGUUUUCGUCGUAGUGCGAGCGAUUGAUCCGUGCACAGAGAACACACAUUACAGUAUAGCAGUGAGCCGCGCUAAAGAAGUGCCUUUAUUCGGACCUCCGAUCAAAGAUGGUGCUGUGUAUCCUAAAGGAGAAGUGUUCACGGAUUUGUUAUUGAGUAAGGUCAUAAACGGAGAAAAUGCAGCUAUUCAGUCUCCAAAGUUCAGCACAAUGGCGACUCGAACAAGACAAGAAUAUUUGAAAGACUUAGCAAAAAAUUAUGUCACUGCCACAACGGUCGAAACUGGACAGAAAUUUUCUUUAUUUUCAUCAGUAUUUGCUCUGAAAAGCACGAGCAAUUCGGGCAACUCCUCAGUGCUGCCUCGUGUGGAUAACUGCCACAAUGAUGUGUUAGUUGGCGGAGCUUUAUGUUUUCAUGUCCACGUGCAAGACGAAGGCGCCGGCGGGCUACUGUUGGACUGCAUGAUGGGCGUGUCCGCGGACACCAUCGUGCUGCUGGAGCACAGCUCGCGCCAGAUCAUCCUGGUCGUGCCCACAUCCUCGCUGCUGGGUUGGGUGGUAAGCGGCGGCUGGACGCGCAUAUACUACCACCUGGGGGAGAGCGUGCGCGUGCGCGGGUCGUGCGAGGCGCUGCUGCGGCGGCUGGCGGCCGUGGCGCCGCCGCUCGCGCAGCAGCUGGCCGAGCUCGCGCUCGAGCGCAGCGCCUCGCAUCAGCUAGGUUUCCACGUGCAGCCGGACGGGCUGGUGACGGCGGUGGAGAGCGGCGGCGCGGCGGCGCGCGCAGGCGUGCGACGCGGCGCGCGGCUGCUGGAGGUGUGUCGCGCGGCUGUGGUGGCGCUGCACCACGACCAGCUCGUGGACCUGCUGAAGACCUCCGCGCCCGUCACGGUGACACUAACGUUCGCGAGUAGCGGUCGCUGCUCGUGCGCGUGCGCCGCGGAGGACAGCGUGGCGGCCGCGCGCGCCGACGCGCAACAACCUGCGCGUGCGCGCCGCGCGCACAGCGGUCAUUCACCCCCAAGGUCUGACUCCUCGGGUUACGGCACCGGUGGGUCGGGUCGCAGCGCGCGGCAGUCGCCGGGCGCGGAGGCGCUGCGUCGCCGCUCGCCCGCUCUCAGGCACAACGCGCGCCACAAGCGGGCCUCCGCCAACACUAGCUCGCUCACGGAGGAACUGAUGCGUCUAAUGGAUGCGGAACUUGGGGACGGACGCUCAAACAGCGUCGCGAGUACAGUCGUAGCCAAUACGCCCACUUCGCCAAGCGUAGCAUCUACGACCACACCUACGAGCGUAGCGCCUACGAGCACAGCGGCUACGAGCGUGGCUACGAGCGUAGCGCCUGCGAUGAGCCGCACGCCUCCGUUGCCGCUGCCGGACGCCGGCGCCUUGGACUGGGCCACACUUGUGCAUACGGCCACAAGAGCUAUGCUGCAGAUUUGCGAAGAACAUCAGUAUCCAUCCAUUGAUAACACCGAACCAUCUCUGGACACAAUAGCCACUGAAUCACUGCACAGUUCUUGGCCGGAUAUACCUAGUACGGAUACGAACAACGACAGUUCCACAACAUCCUUGGGCAGCAGCGACUGCAGCUGCGGGCUCGCCGCGCGCGUGUCCGCGCUGCAGGCGGAGGCCGGCAGCGCUCAGCGGCAGCGCGACCAACUGCAAGACGAGGUCCGUCGGCUGCGGCGCACCAACGCGCGGCUCCGCGAGGAGUCAGCGCGCGCGGUGUGGCAGCUGCGGCAGUUCACGCACUGGCUCAAGCGCACCGUCGACCGCCAGUGACCUGUCUAUCGUACUUACAACGUACACAUAGAUAACACUACACAAGUCUGUCAAGAAAGUUAAGAAAUCAAAUGAGAGUGCUGUCUCUGAGCGAUGUUACAACAUACACUGAGAUAAAUUUAUGAUGUGGGCUGUCAAGAAAGUGGUAUCAUUUUCUUGACUUUUUUUGGCGACUUGAGUAAAAUCUGACACCAGUGUUAGCAAUGAACACACUCGAAAAGAAGAAGAAGAGAGUGAAAUAAUCAAAUUAGGACUCUGUCUCCUAAUGGCUGGCAAACUUCGAUAAUGAUGUGUUACAACGUACACAGUUAUAACUAUACACUUCCUAAAGAUAAAUUAAUGAUGGCAAGAUAUUGCCGCUCUAAUAGGGUUAUUCAACAAAUAAAAUCGGAUACUUUUUUUCGAAAUAUCAAAUAAAAUAAUUUAUAGAAAACAUGACAAUGAAAAUGGGUGACGUAACUUAUUAUAGUCAAACUAUUCCAAGUAUGCUUUGAUAAUAACUAAUAAAUUUAAAAUACUAUGUGCAUCUAUACGUAAAUGUAUUUACGUUUUAUCUCACUGUCCGCCGCGCAUUGCGUAUAGGUAAAUUACACAGCUGCGCACCUUAUGGUAUCGCUGAUAAAGGACGUAAGAAGUUCAGUAACAUUAUAUUUUAGACAAAAACUUGAUACGAGUCACGGGUAAAUAAUAUUUUGGUGGUUUAUAUUAACUAUCUAUUCUCUUUCUCAUUAAAAGAAAUUACUCUUUUUAUACUUAAGUAAUAAAGUAUAAAUGAUUUAAUUUUAUUAUAUAAUCCAUUGAAAACCGAUCAAAUUUGAUUGGGAAAAGUGCUUCGUGAAGAAUAUUCACUCAUCUCGCUGAAAAGUAAUAUGCGCAAAAGACCGUCGCAAAAUAGUUGUUUAUUUUUAAAAACAGUGUUUUCUUCAUGCUUAUAUUAAAAUUAUAAACGAUUAUGAAAGUCAGGUUAUUUCUGCAUACCAUAUAGAUUCUCGACAGGUCUUCGCGCAUAUUUUCCUUUCGCAAGUUUCCAAGUAGGUAUUUAUGAAUAGGUGAUAAAUAAAUUAUACUCAAUAUCUUAUGAAUUUUGUGCCUUUUCUGUGCUUCGUGCGGAGCAUUUGUUUUUGAGUAUUUUUCGUUGUACGUUGAACAUGUAAUAUUCAACUGUUAAUUACUAUUAUAAUGUAGAAUAAAAAUAUAUUUUAUUCUAUUAGAUGUUAAUGUUUGAGUUUGCAUAUUGUUGUAUUUGUACGCGACGUUAAAAUAUAGAAUAUGUAUACUUAUAAUACUCAAAUAUGUCUUUGAGUAAAUAAUAAAACACCAAAAAAUAUAAUUACCUUCUAAUAAAAAUGUAAUAGUUUUGGUGAUUUAAUAUUUUGGAAAUAGAAGUUUUGCUGAGUUUUUAUUAUUUAUACGUAAAGAAUCCACCGGUUCAAUCCAUAUACAUUUCUAGCUUUAAAAUAACUUGAGUUAUUUCGUUUAAUGAUACGUAGGAUUAUUUUUUUGUUUAUUAUGGUUCGCAUCAUACGGAUCAAACAUUUUUUUUUCUCUUGUUUAUAUGUGUAGAAUCUUGAUUUUGAGAAUUAAAAAAAAAACGAAAGUCCAUGUUUCGUUUAUUAUAAAUUCUCAUUUUGUCUUUCAAAUACAAUAUAGGUAUUUAUUUGCAUUUGACGGAUACGUACGAUGCGGAUCAUUGGGAUGUAUUUACACUCCUAAAGUUUUAACUCCGAAUUUUUGUUUUUCAUUUUCAUGUAUAUCUUAGUAAUCAAAUGCUAGAAUACGAAUACUGUAAGGUGAACACCAAUUAGCCUAAGACGUAAAGUUAUAGUUGAAAAUAUAACACCGAUUUUUGCGGGAUUAAUUUAAGUAUUUAUUUAUGCAUAAUAUAAGUCGUUAUUAAUGAAUUGAUUGUAAAUGUAGGUAUGGGUAUGGAUAAUAUUUUUGACUAUGACUGAAAACGUAAUUAAAGUACUGCUAUAGUUUAUUAUUAAGAUUUAUUGAAUAGUUGUUAUGUUGUAUAAACAUACAUGAGACCUGCCAAAUAUUAUAACAGUAAGUGUAGACCGAAGCGCAACAAAAUUAUAUCAUAAUAUGCAUGAGUAUAAUUAUACGAUUUACAGUAAAUAAAUGAAUAACAGUGACAAAACAUCAUUCAUUAUGCCGUAUCUCCCACAAUAGUACAUUUAUAUUUAUAAUUUCUCACCAACUGGCAUUCGCUUCUAUUAUUCACAAACAAUAACCUAGGUUUUUGUAUGCAACUGAGAUUAUACACUGUAAUUUAGUUGUCAACAUUUAGGAGAUUUACCUACUUUCAACACAUACAUUAAUUUUACUUACAAUUAGACUUUGAUAGAGACUCUGAUCUCUCCUGGCGGGAUACAAAAAAUAAUACAUUUGAAAACAGAAAUGAAUUUACCCUCACAGUACAUAAUUUCCCCAGAUUAUUCAAGAAAUCGGGAAGUUACUGUAAACCCAUACAUGCUCGUAAAAGAUUAUACUCCAUGCAUAUUAAAUUAGGGACCUUUAUUUAUUGAGACGAUAUUUAAUUUCCUUUUGUUCAGUUUCAGUUCAGUUUGUUUUUGUUGUCAAUCGGUGCGUAUAUUUAUUGUUGUGACGAUGGCCUAUAUUUACGGUCAAUUACACAUAUUAACUAUGUUCGUAAUGUAAAUAUUCCAUUGAUUUUGAUAUACAUUGGUUUAAUCAUCAUAAAACGAAAGCUUUAUUAGUUUAUGACCUUAGAUAAAGUAUAUUAUUAGAAUAAAGAUUUGCUUAUUAUAGUGAAACUAGUUGACAAUAUGUUGGAACUGCCACAUGAUACUUCCUUGACUAUAUUGACUAAGAAAAGAACUAAGUGAACAGAACUUGAAAUACCGGUAGAAAAUAAUAUCGACAUGAACCCACGUAAUCUAUAUCGGUAUUCGGAAAGCCGAUAUUAUUCUUAUUUCAAUAUCAGUGCAUCAAAUAGCUACAUAUCGGUUACAAUAGCAUUUCAAUACCGCUUAAAAUAAAAUAUAUCGGUAUACCUUAAUUGUAAUACCGUUAUAAUAAUGCCGCUAGAUAUCGUUAUAAUACCGAUAUCUGUCGGUAUCGGUAUAUCUGAUAUCUGUGAUAUGAUGUCAUAUCUGUUAUAUGAUACAGUUAAGCUAUAUCGUUAUUCAUCUUUUCGGUAUAAAUAUACCGUAAUUAUAAUACCGAUAUUUCUUCAUACCGGUGUAAGGGUCUAACUAAAUCGAAGUUUAAAUUUAUAAUAGACUAUCUGAACUUGUUGAAAUAAUAUGGGUUCUUAUGAAACAUGCACAUAAAAAAGUCUUCCAUUUUUUUUAUUACUAACCUUUCAUGUCGCAAACGCUGUACCUAUUAAUGUUAUUUUUUAGUCAAUAUAGUAGGAAAAUAAACGUCAACAACGAGCCAGUUCUUACACCGGCAAAAUUAUAUUGUCUCUUGUUCUAUGGAAACCAAAGCCUUAUUAGAAGAAUUAUUAUUUUCCUGCUAAUUGCUUCGUAAGGCUUGUAUUUAAUUUAUUGAGCAUGACAUAUAUACUUCUCCUAAAUUACUUUAGUUUUUUUAUACAAAUGACAGUUAUCGUUCAAGACUUUACUUUCACUGCGCUUGCGAUGUAUUUUGUAAAUGUUACAAAAAUAUUCUGGUUUAUUGUUAUACAUUACCUACAAACUACUUUAAAUUAGUAAAUCAGAAAACUAAGGCAUUUAAACAAAGACUGUGGUUUUACGGUAUUACUGUGCCUACAUAAUAUAUAUUGCUUAGCACGAACUUUUUUUAUUUAAUGUAGCUGAUGUUUCAACAAGGUACCUUGCAAUCACCGCGAUCACAGACAGCCAGACGGUAAUUGUGGCUUGAAAUGGUGGUAGAUGCAGUUUUUCAGCAAUCACACUACCCGCUCUAGUUUAAAAGUGUGUGUCAGUCAAGCGUUUUCCAGUUACAAUAAAUGAAAAAGGUUCGUGCUAAGUCCCGUUACUAUAUAAUAUUAGUAUUGUAUUUGUUGGGCAUAUUGCGGCUGUUCAUAAUAAAUACUUACUAGCACACUGUUGCUUUUGUCAUACUUACCCAUCGAUUCCUUACCAUACAGUCUUUAAAUCAGUCUGCCACAAUUUAAACCUUACCAAAUUGGUAUUACUCGUUAAUCCGUUCUUCAUGCAUUUUGUUUGGUUUUAUAAUUAAUGGACAUAUACGCAGAUCUGAGCGAUGACAGGAUACACACAUGAUAUGUAUGAAUUAUUUGUUUCUGCAGAACAACUAUUAGAUCAUGGACGAGGAUUUAUCAGUGUUGCUCAACUUAUGACAUAAACGUUAACCAAAUAAACUAAAUGCAUUAGUAUUACUUUUUGCUACUAAAUAUUUUCCUAACACAUUACACUCUGCAUGGUCAUGAUCUGCUGUGUUUUUAUGCCAUACUAUAUGUUUUGAUUUUCUGAUGACUGAUCAAUACAAACCAUAAAUUUUAUUAUCUAUUGCUUGAUACCAGUCCAUACUAUGCGUCGCUUAUUUUAUAUUGCAUAUCUGUAUAAUAUUAUUUUUUACUCGUGUAAUUAAUUUUACAUUCCAAUUAAAGUAUUUACAAAAA